AUCCCGGUGGUUUCAGAGCCCACCAGCAUUUCCUAAGCCCCUCUCCUCCCUGAACCAGGUUCUGUGUCUCUGACUUCUCUCCCCCGGUAGUUUUUACAUCCCUGACACAGACUUCCUGUGAGUCAUCACAGCAGACAUUAGAGAAGUAACUGGAAGAAGAGACCAAGUGUGGUGAUGGGGUAUCCGGCAAGUGACAGCUGAUGAAUUAAAACCUUCUCCCUGGCCAGUUCUGAGGGCAAUGAGAGAAAGCAGAUGAAGGGAAAUAAGAAUUACUGCCCAAAGAGGAGUCAUGAAAACUGGCAUCAGCGCCUUUGUAGGCUCAGAAGCUCCCCUGAGCCUUGGCAGGCCAAGAAAAUUGGAGGACAUGGCAAGAAAGACCCCAGAUGAUCGCUCUUCUUGUGCGUGAGCUUCCUGCCAGCUCAGCCCCGAGAAACUGGACGAUGGAGAAGCUGACGGUUAUUAAGGUGGAAGUGGAAACUCUUCUCAAGCAACCCCGGGAGAAGAUGUACACUUGCACGAUCUGCGGGGACAGCUUUAAUCACAAGGGCGUCCUAGCCACGCACCAGAAGACCCACAAGGAGGAGAUGCUGGUGGAGAACCAGGAGCAGGAGGGAAGUGCCGUCACAGCAGGAAAGCAAACAAGCCAGCAAGCCAGCAGAAGGGCAGAGGAGGCCAGCCAUGAAGGCAUGAACCAGCAGGGAGAUCUCUUGGUGCCGAAGGAAUCCUUGCAGAAAGCAAAGCCCUACUCUUGCACCGACUGUGAGAAGAGCUUCAAGAUGAAGGUGGACCUCACCAAGCACCUCAGGACCCACACAGGGGAGAGGCCUUUCCCGUGCACGGAGUGCGGGAAGAGGUUCAUCACCAAAUCGCAGCUGAAGGAGCACCAGAGGAUCCACACCGGGGAGCGACCUUACCAGUGCUCCGAGUGCGGGAAAUGCUUCACGCAGAAGUCACAGCUCAUUGUUCACCGGAGGAUCCACACUGGCGAGAAGCCCUACAAGUGCGGCAGCUGCCAGAAGAGCUUUGUGGACAAGUCGCAGCUGGUCGCCCACCACCGUAUCCACACAGGUGACCGCCCCUUCAAGUGCGGGUUGUGCGCCAGGGGGUUCCGCCAGAAGAUCACCCUCAUUAAACACCAGAGGGUCCACACCGGGGAGGGGGCGCGGCGGCAUGGCGGGCCCUAUACUGGCAACGCCUCACAGCUCAUUGUUCCCGAGUCGACGCCGGACGGGGAGAAGAUAUUCCGAUGCGGCACGUGUGGAAAAGAGUUCAAGAAGAAGUCGAUCCUGGUGACCCACCAGAGGAUCCACACCGGGGAGGAACCCUACCAUUGCGCCGAGUGCGGGAAGCGCUUCCGGCAGAAGAUCCACCUGAUCCGCCAUCAGAGGACCCACGCCAGGGGGGAGGCCCACGUCUGUGUCGAGUGCGGGGACGGCUUCAGCAGCAAGGGGCAGCUGCUGAGGCACCAGCGGUGCCAGCACCAGAGCGAGGGACCCCACACGUGUCCUGAGUGUGGGAGAAGCUUUAGCCAGAAGGUAGGCCUCAUGGCACACCAGAGAGUCCAUGAGAGGGAGAAGGGAGAUGGGAGCGUGGCCGCCACUGAGGGGAGCCCUGGUGAGGCGGCAGACGGGAGGCUGCCUGCCAAAAACGGCAAAGGCAGCAGCCAUCCGGGGGACCUGACGGCGCCUUGUAAGAGCCAGGUCUAUACCUGCACCCAGUGUGGCAAGAUGUUCACCAAGAAAGGGAACUUUGCCAACCACCAGCGGGCCCACACGGAGGAACGGGCGCACCGGUGUGGCGUUUGCGGCAAGAAGUUCACCAAGAGGGGGGAGCUGACCAAGCACGAGCGGAUCCACACAGGCGAGAGGCCGUAUGUCUGCGGCGACUGUGGCAAGCGCUUCACCCAGCGCACCCAGCUGGUCACCCACCAGCGCAUCCACACCGGCGAGAAGCCCUACCCCUGCGCCGACUGCGGCAAGCGCUUCAUCGACAAGUCCCGGCUGACGGUGCACCGGCGUAUCCACACCGGCGACCGGCCCUUCCAGUGCGCCGCCUGCGGCAAGGGCUUCCGCCAGAAGAUCGCCCUCAUUAAGCAUCACCGAGUCCACGAGAGAGGCCGUCCGGAUGGGGAGGUCUCGGGGGGGAAGGAGCAUAAAUGCCCCCAGUGCGGCAGAGGCUUUGGCACCAAGGAGAACCUGGCCAGCCACCAGCGGCUCCACACCACCGAGAGGCCCUUCAAGUGCGGCGAGUGUGGGAAGAGCUUCACGCAGAAAGCCCAGCUGGUGGUGCACCAGCGCAUCCACACCGGGGAGCGCCCCUUCCGCUGCACUGACUGCCACAAGGGCUUCAUCGACAAGUCCCGGCUCAUCGUCCACCGCCGGAUCCACACUGGCGAGCGGCCCUUCAAGUGCACGGCCUGUGGGAGGGCCUUCACCCAGAAAAUUGCCCUGACCACCCACCAGAGAGUCCACAUGAGGGAGCACGAGGCCGCCCGGGAGCCCAACAAAUACUCCGAGCGCGGGGAGAACGACGCAGGCAAGGCCGAGCCAGGUGAGGAGUGGCCCUUCCCCUGCAACGUGUGCGGCCGGGGUUUCCGCAAGGAGAUAGCCCUCAUCACCCACCAGCGGGUCCACACCAAGUACGAACCCAACAGGUGCAGCAAGUGCGGCCAGGUCUUCCCUGACAAGGCCCAGCUGCUCCUGCAUCAGCCCUCCCACGCGGAGGACCGGCCCUUUAAAUGCAACACCUGCGGAAAAGAUUUCAAGCGGAAAGAGAUCCUGAUCACCCACCAGAGAAUCCACACGGGAGAGGUGCCUUUCAAAUGCACCGAGUGCGGGAAAAGCUUCUCCCAGAAAGCCAACCUCAUGAAACACCAGCUCACCCACACCCGGAGGGGCCCCUUCAUCUGCUCUGAGUGUGGGCAGAGCUACACCACCUUGGGGCAUUUUAAAAGGCACCAGAGGAACCAUCUGAGAAAGCGGGAGGGGAAAGACUUGGCAGAGGAGCAGGAUGCAGACGGGCUGCCGGAGACGGGCGUGCACAACGGGCCCAUCAUCGUGGUCAAGACAGAAGUCAAUACAGACGACUAUGAGGUCCUGCAGGUCCCAUGACACCGCCCUCAGCAGGGAGCGGUGCGUGUGUGUAAAGGGAUCCUCCGGAGGCAAUGCAAGAGUAAGGGCCCUGGUGCUGCCAACCCCUAGCGUUCAAAGAAUCCCGGAUCGAGCUGCCCCCUCCAGUCAUGAGAUUGGCUAAAAUGUCAUGAGAUUUGAGAAAAAAUAAUACAUGUGGGGUUCUUUUUCUGAGCCGUUGGGGGUCACGUUUUCAAGGUUUUCUCUGCAACCACAUGGGCCAGAAACUUACUUUUUCCAAUGAAAUCUGUGAUUUUGGAUGUCUUCACGUGACUCCUGGAGCUGGGGCUUUAAGGAAAAGCACCAAAUAUCCCAAGAGUUGGCAACCCUGACUCUUCCGUAGAUCAGUAUCUUAGCACUCAGCAGCACCAAAUAGCAAUAUUAAGCCAGCUGACCUGGGUUGCUGGUGGUCCAUGGGAGAGCAUCAGCGAUUCACUGCAGUGUAAAACGUCCCCGGUCAUCAUUCCAUACAACAGUAAGAGAGGCAGACAUCAUCACAGGCCUCCAUGUGGAUGGACCAGUGGACCCAUGCAGAGCCCCGUUGAAGUCAAUAGGCUCCCCAUGGGAUGCAGACAUCCACUUGUAUGGAAAGGUUAGCUGGAUCAGGGCCAAUGUACCUAGAAAGAGAGCACCUACUUGAAGCAGAGAUAGGUCCAGAUCUUCAAAGGUAUUCAGGUGCCUAAUUCCCAUUGGCAUCCACAGGGAGUUAGAUGCCUAAAUACCUUUGAGGAUCUGGGCCAUAGUGUUUACUUCAAAGUCUGAUCUUUUUUGAUGAUCACGCUUUAAAAUACGCUCACAUACGGUUUUAUUUCGCUAUGCGAUCACCAGUUUUAUUGUUUCAAUACAGGACAUUCACUGCAAAAGCACCAUUCUGGUUGAGGGGUGAAACACGCAGGUUGCCUGAUUCACGGCUACGUUAUUCCAGUUUAAAUCUGCUGAUUCCAGUGGUGUAAAACUGGAGGAACGGAGCGGGAAAUCACGCCCAAGCUAGCUCAGGUUUUGCUGUCAGCUCCUCAGCUGCUGCACAUGGGCAGAGCUCAGCUGAAGUCACUGGAAGUACUCCAACUUGCAUCAGCUGAGAAGCUGGUCCGGGAUUCCCACACAAAGCAUUUCUCCUGCACUCUUGUGUCUGUAUAUUCCAGCAGUUCAGUGUCCAGGAGCCCAGAGUAUGACAUGUAGACAAGGGGAUGACAUUAGGAAGAAACUAUAACUUUGACUAUCCUCUCUGGUUUGCGUUUAAAUUCUUAACCAUAGCAUUGCCCUGGUCUGAGGCUCUUCCCCCUCUGUAGAAAAUCCAUAUGCGAGGAAAACGUGGGCCAUGAUCCUGAGAACCUGUAACUCCCAUGGCUUCCCAACAGUGUGAUCCAGGAGAACUUGUGUCCCAAGCCUGCCGGUCCAAGGGCAUUUGCAGGGCGGGGUUGUCUACCUCUUCCCCUUCACUCCUUGCUCGCUGGCUGUAAGUCUCGCUAAGGCCUUAUACGGCUAUGGGUUCCCAGCUCCCCUGGGUUAAAGCUGCUGGGAUUGCUAUGUAACAUGGCUCUCUCCUGACUCCGCCCUGCGCAACCCCAUGAAAAGCCACUGAGCCCCAGUCACAUGGAGGCUCGGGGAUGAAGAGAGCAAUGGCAGCUGUAGGGGCGGCCCAGCACUGCAGCUCCUUCCAUCCCAUCUGCCCCCGGGCAGCCAGGAGGAUGGCAGGGCUCAGCCUUGGUUUGGAAUGAACGUUGGAACCAUUUCAUCCAUACCUGCCGCCUUCUGCUCUCUCUCCUCUUCCCCAGCAGAGUCAGGCUUUCCAUUACAGACGGGAGCAUGGUUCCUCCAGGGUACGUCUCCACUGCGGCAGGGAGCGAGCCGCCCAGCCCGGGGAGAUGGCCUUGGGGUAGCAGGGCUUGCGCUAGCAUGCUACAUAAUAGCUGUGUGGCCAUUAUGGCACCAGCAGAGGCUCAGGCGAGCCACGCGGUCUGAGACCCACCCUUCCUAGCCUGAGCCUCCACCCGGGGCCACAACAUCCACUGGGCUGUGUUUGAGCGUGCCAGCCCAAGGCGCCCCAGACUCCUUGCUGCAGCGGAGACAUGCCCGAAGAGUUCACGGAUCCCUCCUGGGGCCUCCCUUCCUGACGUCAGCACGCUCCAUUUGCGACAACAGAGACGCAUGGGAGUUCGAGGUGGAAAAGCCUCAUUCGGUCAUUUCCCUUCCAAUGCAGGAUUCCCAACUUUUGUCUAGGGUGACCAGAUGUCCCCAUUUUAUAGGGACAGUCCCAAUUUUGGGGUCUUUUUCUUAUAUAGGCUCCUAUUAUGCCCCGCCCCCUGUUCCGAUUUUUCACAUUUGCUGUCUGGUCACCCUACUUUUGUCCAGUCCAGUUUUUAAAUGUCCCAAAGGAAAACAGCUGCCCCGUUUUCCCUGGGGAGACCGUUCCACAGCCUAAUAGCUAUUGAGAAAGUUCCCCUUAUAUUCAUCCUAAAUGCUCCCUUUCUUAAAUUCCUUCCAUUGCCCUGAAUAUCACACCAAGAAUGAGGCCCAGUGUUUUACUGCACAGGGUCUGCUGAAAUCGUGGUCUGGAUCAUGCAAUAUGGAAGUGCAUCGCUGCUUGCAGGGAGUGCCAAGAGGAGCAGCAUUAACUAAACAAUGAUGGAGGGUUUAAUAAGUCUAUGACUAUCUGAAUGCUGUGGACACCAAAGAGGGAGAGGAAUGAUUUAGGCUCUGAUCCUGCAAACACUUUUACACAUGCAUAACUUUUAGCACAUAGAUAUACCCAUCGACUUCAACAGGACUGUGUAUAUGCUUCAAGUUCAGCACGUUUAAGGGCCUUAAUCAUUUCCUCUCCCUCUUUGGUGUGCACGGCAUUCAGAUAGUCCUAGACUUCUUGUGCCCUCCAUCAUUGUUUAGCUCAUGCUGCUCUUCUCGGAGGGCCCCCCACUCAGCAAUCCAUUCCCAUAUUGCAGAAUCCAGACCAGGACGUAGGCACGCCCUGUGGGGUAAAACUGAGCAGUACAAAUUGGGGUCCAGAGCUGACCCAAACAAAAAUGGCAAAACUUUAACUCUUUUGUUUUGCUUUUUUCCCAAAACUGACUAAUUUUCUCAGUUUUAGAAAUUUCCUCCAACCUUUUUUUUAAUUGACUCCCCCCCAUUCCCCCAAAAAAUUUUUAGAACGUGAAAAUAAAAAAUGUUUGGUUUAGGAAAAACUCCACCUGUGAUUAACUCAAGCAAUCAAAAUUGGUGCCGAACACGUAAAGGGUAAACAAAAACGAAUACAUGGAAAAAAAUCAUUGAAAAAAAAGGAACAAUGUUGAAAAAUCAAGCUGUUUACCAAUAUUUGGGGGGGGAGGAGGAUUCCCUAAAAGGUAAUUUUUUUUGGUCCAGCAUAUUCUUUGUUCCACAUUUUUUGGCCAGCUCUACUGUGUUUCUCAGUCUGCGAGCUAGAGAACAACACUGACCUCAGUGAACAAUCCCAUCUUCGAAUAAGUUAUCCAGCAAAUGCAAUCCUUUAUUCGGUGUCUCGUUUUCAAACUGAUCCUGUUUUCUGACACUCAGUCAGUAGCUUGCAAGUGUGCCCCAAUUUAUAUGAACAAAUGUAAGUCAUGGUGAGUUUGGGAACUGUACAUUCAGUGAUGUGUGAUUGGUCACCUAAAUCACAUGGCAUUGUUUCUAUCCCCGACUGGAUGAUUAGCUUCUCAAACAGGAGAACAACAAAUGAAAUAGCCUAUGUUGAUUGCAGGCAACUAUGCAAAUAAGGACUAGAAAUUCCUCAAACAUCCAUGCCAACAAAAACCCAUGCAAAACUUCAAGAAUAACCAGUAAUAAGGAGCAUGACCAUGGCCCAGCCCAAAACUCUUUGGAAGCUGACUGGACAUUCAUUAACUCUGUUUUGGCAAUUGUCGUCAGCUCUCCAGAAAAGUGUGACUUCAGAGGGGGAUCUGGUAAUGUGAGCAGAUGAAUUUUUGAGAGAACAAAAGAUCCUGUUUUCUUGCAAAUACUCCUAGGAAUAAAAAUAAAAUAGAACUUUUAAAACUGAUGCCUGCAGUAGUCAAAUGCUCACGGUUUUCUAUGUGACAUCUUGGCUCUGUAAAGCCGUAUUGGCCAGUGCAACCUGCAAAUGAGAGAACAGUAGGAAAGCAUUUGAGAGUGAGAGGGGAAAUGGGUUGGGACGGGAUCCAGAGAAGGAGCUUUCGUAAACAGGCCAGCAAAACAAAAAAUGUACCACUCCUGCUGAAUAGCAUCAGAACAGAGCAACCUUUCAGCUUCAACUAGACUCCCCAGACACUGAGGAGAGAUGAACUGGAACGGUUCAAAACAAACACCCACUUGUAUCAGUUGCUUUUCUUGAUCUGUUUAAAAGGACAGCAGUACCUUAAGGUGCCUUGACUCAUAACAAGUAUCAGGGGGUAGCCGUGUUAGUCUGUAUCUACAAAAACAACAAGGAGUCUGGUGGCACCUUAAAGACUAACAGAUUUAUUUGGGCAUAAG
This is a messenger RNA of Malaclemys terrapin pileata, 7589 nucleotides long. Its product is annotated as zinc finger protein 585A-like. The record is from RefSeq and is a predicted model, not a curated record. Lineage: Eukaryota; Metazoa; Chordata; Testudines; Emydidae. The coding region runs from base 384 to 3110 and encodes 908 amino acids. The transcript has 2 exons.